AAGACGUCACUUCGUUUGUUCAAAAGAACACUUUACAUUGGCGCGCGACUGACAGCUGUCAGGUCAUGAACACUGCUGACAACUACAGUUAGCUGGCAGUUACAGCAAGUUAGCCGUUUAACGCUAGCUAACUUAGAACGGGGCGUUGGUUUAAGAUCAUCACCGCUAACAAGCAAAACGUUUAAUCACUUUUGUUAUCACUGUGUGUACUUUUAUAUAUUUUAACAGGUAUAGUCGUUAUCUCUCAGACAGUUGAAUUCCCCCCUCUUCCCCUCCCAGUAUGGCUGCAGACUCGAUGGAGAUUGACGACUCUCUUUACAGCCGCCAGCGAUAUGUGCUGGGAGACAGUGCUAUGCAUCAGAUGGCCCAGUCCUCAGUCUUUCUCAGUGGGAUGGGAGGGCUGGGGAUUGAGAUAGCAAAGAAUAUUGUCCUGGCUGGAGUAAAGGCAGUCACCCUUCAUGACACAAAGCAGUGUGAGACCUGGGAUCUUGGCUCCAACUUCUUUAUCCGCACAGAGGAUGUGUUGAGCCAGAGGAGGAGAGUCGAGGCAGUGUGCCCUCGGGUUGCAGAGUUGAACCCUUAUGUCCAUGUUGACAUGUCUUCCUCUGCCCUGGACGAGAACACUGAUCUUAGCUUUCUCAGAAAGUAUCAGUGUGUGAUUCUGACUGAAGCCAGACUGAACUUACAGAAGAGAGUGAAUGAGUUCUGUCACUCACAACAACCCCCCAUCAGAUUCAUUGGCUGCGAUGCAUAUGGCAUCUGUGUGCGGGUGUUUUGUGAUUUUGGAGAUGAGUUUGAGGUGUCAGAUCCCACAGGAGAGGAGCCCAAGGAGAUUUUCAUCCAAACAAUCACCCAGGACAAUCCUAGCGUGGUAACCUGCAUGGACAACCAACCACAUGGCCUACAGACAGGCCAGAGUGUUGUCUUCAGAGAGGUCAAUGGCAUGGUGGAACUCAACGGCACUGUGCGGCAGGUUUCAGUCCUCUCCCCUCACAGUUUUGCAAUAGGAGACACGUCCCAACUACAACCAUAUGCACAUGGAGGUUUCUUUGUUCUGUUGAAAACUCCCAAGACAUUCAGAUUUGAGACAAUAGAGAGGCAGCUGUGUGAUCCACAGGUCCUGACUCCAGACUUCAGUAAACCAGAGGCCCCGCUACAGAUCCAUGCAGCCAUGCUGGCUCUUGACUCCUUCCAGGAGCAGCACAGUAGACUUCCCAACAUUGGGUGUUUACAGGAUGCUGAGGUUUUGCUGAAGCUAACCGAAGACGUGAAUGCAACUCUCAGGAACAAAGCUUCUGUGAAUGCUGAGUUGGUGCGCUGUCUGUCGAGAACAGCGAGGGGAACUCUUCCUGCGUUAGCAGCAGCUGUAGGAGGUCUUGCCAGCCAGGAAGUUCUGAAGGCCAUCACAGGGAAGUUUGCACCACUGCAGCAAUGGUUUUAUCUUGAUGCCAUUGAGGUAGUCAGGCCACUACAGUCCGUUUCUGCUGAGGAGUUUUUCCCAAGGGGGGAUCGGUAUGAUGGACUACGAGCUUGCAUUGGUGAAUCAAUGUGUCUACAACUGCACAAGCUCAGGGUCUUCAUGGUGGGCUGUGGUGCCAUUGGCUGUGAGAUGCUGAAAAACUUUGCCAUGCUUGGAGUGGGGUUGGCCAAGAACUCAGGAGAGGUAUGCAUCACAGACCCAGACCUUAUAGAAAAGUCCAACCUCAAUCGUCAGUUUCUCUUCAGACCACAUCAUAUACAGAAACCGAAGAGCACCACUGCAGCAGAAUCCACUCGCGAUAUCAACCCUGACCUGCAGGUAGAUGCUCACCUCAACAAGGUGUGUCCGGCUACGGAGAGCAUCUACAGUGAUUCCUUCUACUCUCGCCUAAACCUAGUGGUCACCGCGCUGGACAACGUUGAGGCUCGGAGAUAUGUAGAUAGCCGCUGUGUGUCCAAUCAGAGAGCUCUCAUGGACUCUGGCACCAUGGGAACUAAAGGACACACAGAAAUCAUUGUGCCAAAUUUAACAGAGUCCUACAAUAGCCAUAGGGACCCCCCAGAAGAGGAGAUCCCAUUCUGUACUCUGAAGUCUUUCCCUUCAGUCAUAGAGCACACCAUUCAAUGGGCUCGAGACAAGUUUGAGAAUGCGUUUGUCCACAAGCCCUCCAUGUACAACUCGUUCUGGCAAACCCACUCCUCGGCUGAAGUGGUGUUACAGAGGAUGCAGACGGGGGAAAGUCUGGAGGGGUCAUUCCAGGUCAUUAAGCUGCUGAGCAGACGACCUAGCCAAUGGGAGCAGUGCAUUACUAUUGCCCGUCUGAAAUUCGAAAAGUAUUUCAAGAGAAAGGCCCUACAACUCCUGCACUCUUUCCCCCUGGAUACAAGGUUAAAAGAUGGAAGUUUGUUUUGGCAGUCCCCAAAAAGAACUCCAGCACCUUUGGAUUUUGACUUGAAAGACUCUUUGCACUUCACUUUCAUUGUCAGCACUGCCCGGCUCUUUGCAGAGAUAUAUAACAUCCCUUACUCAGAAAAGGAUAUCUCUGAAGAGGCGGUGACCAGGAUUCUAUCAGAUGUCCAUAUUCCUGAAUACAGGCCUUCAGAGAAAUGUAUAGAGACAGAUGAAACCGCAAAGAAGCCUGAUCAGAUAAAGAUGCCUCUGAGCAGUGAAGAGGAGAGGGAGGCCAUCACACAGCUGGAGGAAGCCAUUGCUACUGACAGUGUCACAACAGAGAGGUUACAGUUGAGUCCACUGCAGUUCGAAAAGGACGAUGACAGCAACGGCCACAUGGACUUUGUCGCAUCAGCAUCUGCUCUCAGAGCCAGGAUGUACUCCAUCGAACCAGCUGACAGACUCAAGACCAAACGCAUCGCCGGCAAGAUCAUCCCUGCUAUUGCCACGGCAACAGCUGCUGUGGCUGGUUUGGUGGCCCUUGAGUUGAUCAAGGUGGUUGGAGCCUACGAGUUUGAAUCAUACAAGAACUGCUUCUUUAACUUGGCCAUCCCUGUCAUGGUGCUGACUGAACCUGCUGUGGUUAAAAGGACACUCAUCAGGGAUAACAUCUACUUCUCCAUCUGGGACUGUUGGACUAUCUUUGGCCAUGAGGACUUCACUCUUUCUGACUUCAUGAAUGCAGUGAGGGAAAAGUAUGGAAUUGAACCGACUAUGGUCGUUCAUGGUGUGAAGAUGCUUUAUGUGCCUGUGAUGCCUGGACACUCAAAGAGACUCAAACUAACGAUGCAGAAGCUGAUCAAGCCAUCAGUGGACCGCCGCUACGUUGACCUCACCGUGUCAUUUGCUCCAGAGGCAGACGGAGACGAUGACCUCCCUGGUCCUCCAGUCAGGUACUACUUCAGCCGCAAUGGAGAGAUGCCCUGACACCUUCCUAGAUGUUGUCCUCAAACCUCUUGUGUCCUUACUUCCCUUCUUUCAUGUAAAUUGUUGUACCCCAAUAACCCUGUACUUCAUGGAGCAAGAAAAGGCCAGUCCUGGUCCCAGUUAUCCUUGCCCCAGAUCAAGCCAGUGGAACACGAGGCUGCUUGAGUAGCACUUACCUGUACCUGUGUACAUAUAUUUUCUCUGUUCUGUUUUCUACUCUGUUGAAAUGCACAGCUCCACCUGUGCCGAUGCCUUAAUUAAUUAAUAACCUUUUUCUGUUUGUGGCAGUGAGUCUGACUAAAAACUCUGUUUACAGAAACCUGCAUACUCCCAACACUCCCAUUAGCCUUCUGUUUCAAGUCUGCUAGGCCCUAAAAGGGGGUGGUGGUAGGACCAUUGGGGCUGUGAAGUCGAUUUUCAGUUGGUAGGCAUCACACCUUCUUACUCAGAGUCCUCUCAAUGGCUUUGAAAUGUAUUGCCAACCACAGAAUUUGCCAGUUGUUGGUCAUCUCCCCUUGUAGAAAAAGGUCAAGCCCAUAUUUGUUGUGUAAUUUAGAGGUGCAAAAGGUCAGUGGACAAUGGCAAAAACCACCAAAGAUACUGAUUAUCAUUGUGUCUGCAGAUGAUUUUUCUCUUUUAUGAUCACUUUGACUGCCUCAUAAAAACACGUUGAUAUCACAGGAGAUGGGCAUUACCCAAACAUUAAAGAGCAACAAACGCCAGCAGCGUCUUCAUCACAGGUUGAUGCACGUCAACUCUUUGGGAUAUAUCACUAUCCUAUUGAUUGCUGCUUCACAUAAGCAGCAAUUUUAUCUCAUUGCUCCCCAGUCAAUUGAUGUGCAUCAGAUGACGCAGCAGAUGCGUGUUGCACUUACCACUUUGGGUAAAACCACCUACUCAUUGUAGCUGCUAGUCGUACCUGUCUUGUUAAAUACUUAAGAAAUGACAGUAUUGACACCAGUUAACACCUCUGGGUAAAUAGUAUGUUCUUCAUUAAUGGCACGAGUUCAACUCACACACAAAGACUUUUUUUGACUAUAAACAUCUGGAAUCAUAGUAAAACACCUUUUUUUUUAAAAAAAGUCUUUGCUGUUCAUGAUUUAUUUGUUGUAUUUGUUAAUGGAUGUGUGUCUAUGACUUGUAUUUAUUUACUUGUUACUCAUUUUUGUCACUUUUUUGUGUCAAACUGAGCCUGUGUUGAUGAGCUCUGUUGAGUCAUGGUGCACUGGUUAAAUAUGAAUCAGCAAUGAACAAAAGUCAUCCUAAAGGGGUUUUUCCAGGGGUGUAAAUUCAUUCUGUUUAGUUCCAGUUGAAGGUUGUGAAAAGGGUCUUUGGGCUUACAUUGCCAAUAUUAUCAAUGCAAUUUUGAAUGGAAUCGUUAGAAAAUGUAGUGAAAUCCACCUGACAGUCCACCUGCAGUGCACGAACAUCGAUCUUCAAAACCAAGACUUAAGUCACGCAAAUGUUUCCUGGACCACAUUCAUUUUUCUCCCCAUAACCAGAGGUGGUGAAUUCCGCUUUGCACAGAAAAUGUCUAUCAUAGUGACAACACUUCUUGUGCAGUGAAUGUCAUAAGUGUAAAAUAAAACAAAGCAGUGUUAAUGAGUGACAACGAUAAUGAUGUAUGUUCUUGUGACAGACAACCAAUCAACCAAUGGUCUAAUAAAAUGUGAGAUUUCAGGAUGUCCUCUCAAUAAAGCUGCUCUGUGUCUUUGUUUCACAUGCACCGCAGUAGAGCUGAAACAAUGAGUUGACUGACAGAAAACUAAUCAGCAACUGCUUUGACAAUCAGUUCAUCAUUUCAGUCAUUUAUUCCAGCAAAAAUGUUAAACAUUCUUCAGUUCCAGCUUCUCACAUGAGGGGAAUUGCUGCAUUUCCUUGUCAUAUAUAAUUGUAAACUGAAUGUCUUAGGGU
Chelmon rostratus (copperband butterflyfish) is the source of this 5272-nucleotide messenger RNA. It is a transcript of the gene uba6, whose product is annotated as ubiquitin like modifier activating enzyme 6. The coding region runs from base 281 to 3358 and encodes 1025 amino acids. The record is from RefSeq and is a predicted model, not a curated record. Gene Ontology annotation, cellular component: SUMO activating enzyme complex; cytoplasm. Gene Ontology annotation, biological process: protein sumoylation. NCBI's taxonomy places the organism in Eukaryota, Metazoa, Chordata, Actinopteri, Chaetodontiformes, Chaetodontidae. Gene Ontology annotation, molecular function: SUMO activating enzyme activity. The transcript is spliced from 31 exons.